Molecule: messenger RNA, 2076 nt
Organism: Striga hermonthica
Lineage: Eukaryota; Viridiplantae; Streptophyta; Magnoliopsida; Lamiales; Orobanchaceae
Source: the annotation of a GenBank genome assembly
AUGUGCCCGAUAUUCGGGUUAAUUGUCUCAGAAUGGUCCGCUCUGCCGCACGCAUCUCCAUCACCGUGUUUCUUUGUCGCGUGCACCAGCAUCUUCAACUACCUGGUCCUCACCCUCACCGGGCCCCGCCGCUUCCCGUCAUUUUCCGCGCAGGUUUGCUUCAUUUUUUCUUCUCAUAGACGGAGGUCAACAGUCACUGACCGUGAAUUUCACCGGAAUUCGACUUGCUUGCUGUGCGAAAGUGAAAAUAUGGGGAAGAAGAAAGUGAUGCUGCCGGCGGAUGAAGUUGACUUGGCUACUGUGAAGUACCAGUAUGAGAAAAUUGAAGCUCCACAUUUGACUGGAUUUUGGUUGAAUUUCUUUGUGAAACUGCUUGAGGCUCCGCUAAUUGGGUCGUUGAUUGUAUCUCACCUGAAGAAAGAGAAUAAAAUGAUUGAGAUGCUGAGGAAUACAGUGAUACCCGAGGCACCAAUGUUCAAACCUGAGUUUCCACCUCAAGAACCAGAAGCUGAAGUUGUACUUGUGAAUGAGGAUGGGAAGGCUGAAGAAAGAGUUGAAUUAGCGUUGAAGCUUCUUCCAGACUACGACCCCUCCAAGAGUUGGACGGCUGAUUCUUUAUUACCUUUCCGAUAUUGGAAAAUUAGAGAUUAUGCAUAUGCAUACAAAUCUAAGCUCGUGACCCCAUCUAUAGUUGCAGAAAGGUUUAUUUCAGCUAUGGAUGAGUUCAACAAUAAGAAGCCUCCAAUGCCUUUGUUGAUUUCCUAUGAUCCUGAGCUAAUAAGAAAGCAAGCUGCAGCUUCCACCCGAAGGUUCGAGGAAGGGAACCCGAUAUCAGUCCUUGAUGGAAUAUUUGUCGCAAUCAAGGAUGAUAUUGAUUGCUGUCCUCAUCCCUCAAAAGGAGGAACAACUUUCUUCCAUGAGGUUCGUCCUGUGAAAGAGGAUGCAGCGACCGUUGCAAGGUUACGUAGCUGUGGUGUGAUCUUGGUUGGAAAGGCGAAUAUGCAUGAAUUAGGCCUGGGAACAACUGGAAACAAUCCUAAUCAUGGUACAACAAGAAAUCCACAUGCUCCUGAAAGAUAUACUGGUGGAUCAUCUUCAGGCCCAGCAGCAAUUGUUGCUUCUGGAUUGUGUUCAGCUGCAUUAGGAACAGAUGGGGGAGGUUCUGUACGUAUUCCAUCCUCUCUAUGCGGUGUAGUGGGGCUGAAAUCGACAUAUGGAAGAACUGAUAUGAAAGGCUCAAUAUGUGAUUCAGGAACAGUAGAGAUUAUUGGUCCCCUUGCAUCUAGUGUUGAGGAUGCCUUACUUGUGUACGCAGCAAUUUUGGGAUCCUCAAUUGCUGAAAGAAUCUCCAUGAAACCUUCUCUCCCUUGUUUACCCAACUUAACUUCACACAAGGGUCCAGACAUCCUUGGAUCAUUACGACUAGGCAAGUAUACAGAGUGGUUUAAUGAUGUAUUCUCUGCUGAUAUCACCGUUAAGUGUGAGGAUGUUCUAAAUCGUUUAUCCGAAGCACACGGAUGCAAGACAGUGGAGAUUGUUAUACCAGAGCUUCAUGAGAUGCGCACUUCCCACCUUGUUUCAAUUGGCUCUGAGUCAGCUUGUGGCUUGAAUCCUGAUUUUGAGGACGGAAAAAGGGUAAAAUUUACACACGACACUCGGACAAACCUAGCUCUUUUCCAGUCUUUCUCAGCAUCAGAUUAUGUUGCUGCUCAAUGUCUGAGGAGAAGGCAAAUGUACUACCAUACGGAAAUCUUCAAAAAGGUGGAUGUUAUUGUCACUCCUACCACCGGGAUGACAGCGCCUGUCAUACCCCCAGCUUCACUAAGUUCAGGGGAAACAAAUUUUCAAGUUACAGGAAAUCUAAUGCGCUUUGCCGUAACCGCGAAUAUCCUGGGCUUUCCUGCAAUCUCUGUUCCAGUCGGAUAUGACAAGCAGGGACUUCCGAUUGGCCUACAAAUAAUUGGCCGGCCAUGGUGUGAGGCUACAAUUUUACGUUUGGCUGUUGCAGUAGAGGAACUUUGCGGCACACCAAAGAAAAAACCGUCGCAAUUUUACGACAUGUUGAAAGGGAACUGA